Molecule: messenger RNA, 685 nt
Organism: Podospora pseudocomata
Lineage: Eukaryota; Fungi; Ascomycota; Sordariomycetes; Sordariales; Podosporaceae
Exons: 3
Coding region: 200-685 (161 amino acids)
Cellular component (GO): cytoplasm
Source: RefSeq, a predicted model, not a curated record
ACGUCAGUCACCCCGCCAUAAGCUCUGGCGGCUGCUUGAAGCUUCUGGUGCUGUCUCGUGGCGCCCGCCCUUGGUAUUUUUGCCUCCUACUUUUUGCGAUAAAACAUUUGCUGACGGCGCCUCCCAUAAUUGUGCUGCUCUCUUGAUAGCUGCACACAUAAACCAACAUUUACCUGAACCGCAAAGACCAACCAUCACCAUGUCUGUCGUCGGAGGCCCCGUUCCCAAGAACUUUGACGCUGAAAAUGCGGACAACCUCGAGGAUAUCGAGAAGCAGUUCGCCGUCAAGGCUGUCCAGCACAUGGCCACCUACUGGUCCAUCCUCGAGAAGGUCAAGGGCUCUACCCUGCGCCUGACCAAGAUCGACGACGAGAUCUACGAGCACCUCAAGACCGACUUCCCCGAGUUCGACCCCGCUGCCACCAUUGAUGAAGACGAGAUGAAGAGCAAAACCGGCAAAGAGAGGUGGCGCAAGUUCCUGAUGGCCUACGACAAGAGGGUCGAUGACUACAACUUUGGCACCAUGCUGCGCUCCAACCCCAAGGCCGAGUACACGGAGGAGGAUACCAUCUUCGUACCAAGAAUGCAAUUUUACGCCAUCGAGAUUGCGCGAAACAAGCUUGGCCUGAAUGACUGGAUCUACGAGAAGGCGCAGCAGGAGAAGGCUGCUGGAUCUAGCGCCUGA